AACCUGACUCUGCCAGCCCUGUCUUGUUUCGCUCACUUUCAGCGCCAGCCUCUCUCUAGUUAUUCUGGGUCAGGGCCCUUUUUAGCCGUUGUCGUCCCAGCCAAGGCAUUAAGUUACUCUUCUGUCUUGUUUUCCAACCUCGUGUCCCGUCCCCGUCCAUCCUCGGCUGCAUCGCAUCGCAUCGCAUUGCAUUGGCAUUGGAUCUACGCUUUCUGUGGCAAUAAUACUCACCUACUCCUCAGAGUCCGACUCUUCCGAUAAUAUCACAAUCAUCUGAUCUGCUACGGAUAACUCCUUUGUUACGUAGCUCAUCAUCAUAUACGAACGAACUCGACUUGUCUGUCUACCUCCGAAUCUCGACCGACCCCUCUCGCUCAACCGAAACCGCCAUGCGCAUCUCGUCCUCGAGCGAUUAAUCCUAUAAUUAAUUCACUACUCCCUCAUCCGCAUCUAUACAUAAUUACAGUAAUCCUUUGCGCUGCCCAUCAUGGAGGAUAUGGCCAGGGCCGAGUAUCCCGCCAUGCUGGUGAGCUAAAUCCCCUCGACCUCCAAUUCUAUCGCCACGAGCGACAAUGGAGGCAAAAGUCGAUACAAUACCAGGCUGAACAUUGGCUGACUCUCAUGCGCUUUAAUAGGCAACUCUUCAGCCCAGCCAGGCGGUGCAUACUCUUACCGAACGAAUGAAGCGCAUGUCCCGCGUCAACACCGAAAUUGCCGACUGGCUCCAGGAGCGCCGUCGCGUGGAGGAUCAGUACGUGCAGGGCCUCAAGAAGCUUGCUACCUUCAAGGUUCCCAACUCCCAGUCUGAGCUAGGUGUCUUCCAAGCGCCGUGGAAUAGAAUCAUCGACUCGACGGAAAACAUCGCCCACUCGCAUCAUCAGCUUGCCGAUCGCAUCGAGAGAGACAUCGAGCAUCCGCUGCGCAAUUUUGCCAACCGCAAAGAUGUCCAGAACAUGAACACCAUGUCUAGCAACCUAUCGACUAUGGCCAAGGACCUCGAAGAUUCCCAGAAUCAGGUCGACAAGCUCACCAAGAAAGGAGGCCGUGCAAACACUUCAAAGGUCGAUGCAGCCUCCUCCAAGCUCGAAUCUGCUACAGGACAGUGGGAGUCGCAGGCACCUUUUAUUUUCGAAUCUCUCCAGGCCCUCGAUGAGUCACGAGUCAACAACCUGCGUGAUCUUCUCACACAGUAUCAGACACAUGAAUCCGAUUCAGCUGGCCGUGUGCAAGAGAAUGCAAUGGAGACUCUUGCUCUGAUGCUUGAAAUCGACACCGAAAAGGAGAUUCAGUCAUUCGUGCACAGGGCUACGGCUGGCAAGGCGAAGCUUCCUACGAGGACAUCAACACGGCAGUCGUCUUUUGCAGGCACAACUCCUUCGACACCAGUGCCUCCCAGCACAGCCGAUAGCACCAAUUUGCCUGCUCAAAGUGCUCAUACAUCGUCUCCUGCGCCUGUUCCAGCCCCCGCCUCUUCCCACGCUGGCGACGAUGAUAUCAGCGAACACAACUCGGUUCCACAGGAAAAGCCAGGUGGUAAAUUGCGCCGCCUCGGUACCAUGUUCGGUGGACGUAGGAGACAGAGCAUGCACGCCGGUUUCGGCCAGCUCUCUCCUGGAAAGCUAGGUCCUAGCUUUGGACGCAUGGGAACCAGUCACAGCCAAAGCGACCGCGGUGUCUCCCCUCGAGGCUCCUCCAACAACCUCGCAGAGCACCACCGAUUGUCAUCUCUAGCAGAAACUCCCGAUGUGCCCAAGCUGCCCAAUAACGAGACCGACUCACCCAGGCCCGAUGCCUCGCAUGAGAACACGAACGGAGUGUCGCACAACGGAAACCUGCUCGACAGCCCGAUCCCACAAACGACCGGGGGUAUAGUCAACGGUAACCAUGAACCCGAUCUGUCAGAUGUCCAGCCUCCCCCUGGUCCUCCACCAUCGCACAAGCAGGAGAACCAGUCCCCCGCGCCGCAACUCGCUACCAAGGACGCUGAAGGAUUUACCGUUCCACCACCAAUGAACGACCCCAUCUCCGAGGCUCAGCGUGAAGCUAAGGAAUCUGGCGAAGAUCCUGACCAGCUCCUCAAGGUCAACAUUCAGCAGACGCCUGUGGAGGACGAAGAUCCAGAAGCCAAGAUGGCUGCUCUUUCUAGUGUCGCCAACAGUCUCAAGCUUGGACCGGCAACUCGUCGUAGUGGUACAGUGAGAGGACGUCGUGACGUGCGCCAUACUAUGUAUGUGCCACCGCCCAACCUCCCUGAGAGCGGUACAGAUUCGUCCCUGAGCGCCAGACCAACAUCUCCAACCUUCGCACAAUCUCUUUCCAAGGGAAGUGCAGUUGCAGCCUUGGCGUCCGAGGCUAGCAUUGCUGGCACUUCGGAUACACAGUCUGUGAGGUCGGGCAACUCAUUGGGUGGUCUGAACCAUCCUCAGCAUGCGCAUAUGACUGCUCCAGGACUAAACACGUCUAUCAUUGAGAGUGUCAAUGCUACAUUUGAAGAUGGUGUCGUCAAGUCAGCAACCAUUACUGGUGAGAUUGCAUUCGUCAACAACCCCAGUGAUUCCGGUGAUGCAAAGAGCUACGAGACUAUUCGCAUCAACAACUUUUCGGCCCUUGAGCGCAUCGGGCCGAACCGCAUCUUUGUGCAGAACUCAUCUCCUGACCAUAAUGACCAAUUCAACCUGGAUCUAUCUCACCUCACGCAGAACGCGCCCGCAUUCUCAUACCGAGUAUUUUCCGAGGACUCCGAAACCCCUACACUGGGCGAGCAUGCUCCUCUCUCCCUGAAGCCCGCGUGGAAGCCCCAAGGAGACAAACUCGGCCUCUUGCUUCAGUACCAGCUCAACCCAUCGUCAAAGCUCACCGCCCCCGUAACACUACACAACGUUGUCAUCGUCGCCACCUACGAAGGCAAAUCCAGUGGUGCCCAGACAAAGCCCGUAGGAACACACCUCAAGGACAAGCACCUCGUGUACUGGCGCAUCGGCGAUCUCACCCUCACAACGGAACCUCACAAGAUCGUCUGCCGCAUCAUAGGCGCAGAAGGCGCAGAGCCUAAGCCGGGCCACAUCGAAGCACGUUGGGAGUUCACAGCCACAGGCGAUCAAGUCAUCGGCAGCGGUAUCUCCAUUUCCAGACUCGAUGAGGGCAAGGGUAAAGGCAAGGAUAUCUCUGAAGACGAUCCCUUCGCAGACGACACCGCCAGCACAGAACACAAGUGGGUUGACGUACCUAUCUCGAGAAAGCUCGUGAGCGGUAAAUACGAAGGACGGUAGUGGGUAGUGUUGAAUAAUUUUCACGUGCAUGGAUAGAAAACACAAGAUAUCUGCCAUAUCUUGGCGGCGCAUUGAAUAGCGAGCGUAAUGGGGCUUGUUCCUGGGGGUGAAGCUUUUUUUCACUCUUGUUCAUUUUGUUACCCAUCUUCAUCUGUUUUUCUUUUCUUAGUAUAAUUUUCUCUUUGUAUGCGUAUUUUGUAUGUUUAAAAACCACAACCUCGGGAGGAACAGAAAGUAGGCUUGGAGCUGAAAGAAACAGAACCAUGAUGAAUCAUAAAAAUGGACAACUAUGUCCAGAGUCUUUUUUUGCUACUUCGCUACGUCUAUACCAAUUCGCUUUUUGUCCUUGUACUUCUCAUUCAUGGUACGUGAAGUUGUGCGUUAAUGUAAAUAUACAGAAAUGAUCACGCCUUUUUGCUCUUUUUACUAUCUUGGUCCUUCUUGUACUUUGAAUACUUCUCCCCGAGAUAGCGCCACGUUCUCGAGAAUCCACCCAUCAAUAAGCCCUUGAUACUUUGCACGGUACUUGGCCAGUUGACCGUUUGCUUGAUAACGAUGCGCACCGUUUCGUUGAGUUUCCGGGCGUCGUCUGUGGCGAUGCGGCGCUCAAACUCCCCGCCCUGCAUCUUCUUAACGGCGCCGCCUUCUUCGUCCGUUGAGGCUUUCAUGAGCUCGUUGAACUCUCCGCGGGGGAUGCCGAAACGUCUUUGGUACUGGAAGUAUAGACGGGAGCGGAAGGUUUGGGGGAGUCGUCUGACCAUGUUACCGCGACGUUUGGGAUCCAUGUCUUGUUGGAGUGUGUUGCCGGCUUCGGGGUUCAUGAUCCAGUCUGUGUCGUCGAUGCGGCAUGCACCCGUAAAGUCCACGUUGGGAAGGGUCUUGACGAGAGGAGCGUAGAGACGACGGAAGUGAAUGAUGUUGUUGUCGACGAUGUUUGUGACUUUGCUCUUGUUCUCUGUUGGGAGAGCCAUUCGUGGAUCGCCUAGAUAGCUUAGGCCAGCGAUGGUGCUGUAGAGUUCAGCUUCGGUGAAUUGUGGUGGGAGGAGGAGAAGAGCUGUUCGGACUGCGGCGAUGAGGUUAUGUUGGUUGGCGAGUCGGACGCGAGGAUGGUCGCGGAGAAUCUUGACGGGUUUUUGAAGACGACCGGCGAGGUAUAGACUAUCCCAUGAAGAAAGGUCGCGAACGAGGUUAUCGAUACUUGUGACGCCGUACUUGAUGAGCAUGCCGUUGACCUCGACAUAAGGGUUAAAGUAGACACCAGCACCCCAGUUCUGCACUCGCGAUACCACGCCUGAACCUAGCGAUGCAAGUCCCGAGUAAUGAUCCCG
Fusarium verticillioides 7600 is the source of this 4597-nucleotide messenger RNA. RefSeq lists its product as hypothetical. The record is from RefSeq and is a predicted model, not a curated record. The transcript has 5 exons. Bases 681 to 3269 code for a protein of 862 amino acids. NCBI's taxonomy places the organism in Eukaryota, Fungi, Ascomycota, Sordariomycetes, Hypocreales, Nectriaceae. Gene Ontology annotation, cellular component: cytoplasm; endocytic vesicle; cell division site. Gene Ontology annotation, biological process: septin cytoskeleton organization.